Colletotrichum karsti is the source of this 996-nucleotide messenger RNA. RefSeq lists its product as uncharacterized. The record is from RefSeq and is a predicted model, not a curated record. The transcript has 2 exons. The coding region runs from base 1 to 996 and encodes 331 amino acids. NCBI's taxonomy places the organism in Eukaryota, Fungi, Ascomycota, Sordariomycetes, Glomerellales, Glomerellaceae.
AUGAGGGCCAUCUCCCACAUCCACGCCAGCGCGCUACUUUGGUUAGCCAUCCUGCUAGGUCUGGCUCAGAGCUUGCCACAGAAUCAGGGCGGAGAAUCCCCCGCAGACAAGGCCAAAAAGGUCCCCCAAGGCAUUACGAAAGCCAGAGAUGGCUCCGUGAUCCUCGACACGACGGAGCAAGUCAAUGGUCUCGACAUCCGGUUCCGCAUCAGCGGCCCGGCCGGAGACUUCACGACAACAAGCAAAGUCCCAGGCGGCGGCAAAGAGCCCAACGCCAAGGGCAACCUCGGCCUGCACGUCCUUCUCCACGGCGACAGCGGCCAGUCCUUUUUCGACAUGCCCAACCAGGGCGUCAAGGACGGCCUGGCCGGCGUGACGGUGCUCGCGCCCGACCGGAACCUCCACUGGGGCGGCGGGCGCGGCUUCAACCGCACCGACGGCGUCGCGCACGCGCAGGCCGUCAACGACCUCGUGCAGAAGACGCUGCCCAAGUACAUGGCCUUCAACGCCUCCAAGGUCUACUUCACCGGCAUCUCCGGCGGCUCGCUCAUGCUGUCCGGGUACUUCAUCCCGGCGCACAUGGGCAACUACGCGGGCAACGGCGUGAUGCUGGGGUGCGGCGCGAUGGAGCCGCGGGUGACGGUGACCUCCGGGGCGCGGGACGCGAUGAUGAAGACGCGGAUUCACUACCAGUCGACGCAGAAGGAGCUGCAGCACCUGCAGGGCUCGAUCGCCGCGACGAUGAAGACGUAUGAGAAGCUCGCGGGGGAGAAGGGGUUGAAGACGGAGCAGAUUAACAAGCUGCAGACGGCGAAUAACAAGCCCGAUGGCGGCCAUUGUCAAUUUGACGGGAAGGGGUUUGGGUCGGGGAUUCAGCUUGUUGCGGAUCACUAUGCGGCGGUCAUGCAGGGUGGGAAUGGGGAGAUUCCGGGGAUUGGGAAGGUUGAUCAGGGGGUUUCUGGGCAGGAGUUGAAGUUUACUGGCGGCGCGCCGUGA